Protopterus annectens (West African lungfish) is the source of this 3591-nucleotide messenger RNA. It is a transcript of the gene KHDC4, whose product is annotated as KH domain containing 4, pre-mRNA splicing factor. Gene Ontology annotation, molecular function: RNA binding. Gene Ontology annotation, cellular component: nucleus. Lineage: Eukaryota; Metazoa; Chordata; Ceratodontiformes; Protopteridae. The record is from RefSeq and is a predicted model, not a curated record.
CGCGGUUACGUAACACGACUGAGGUUAAAACGCGAAUUUCCGGUUAAGAGUGUUUGGGUUUGGUUUGUGCUAUUGUUUAGGAAUAAAACCGCAUUUAUAAUUUUCUUUGGUUGGAAGUUUUUCCGUUUUAGUUUCCCUUUACCGCGGUGAGCUUAUCUGCAAGAAUGGCACAGUCAACAGGACGUCGCAGCAAAUGGGAUCAGGCAGGCCCUCCUGCUGCAACUCUGCCUGGCAUUGUGCCUGUAACUACUCUACAAUCCAUGCCACACUCUGUAGGAAGUUGUACAGUUACUAGUGUAGCACAGCCAGCAGUACAGCCAACCAGUUCUGGAGUGGAAGGAUCAAAUGCCCCAUCUGGAGCACUUGAUGCAGCAGCCGCGGUAGCAGCCAAAAUUAAUGCAAUGCUAAUGGCGAAGGGAAAACUGAAGCCAGCACAGGGUACUCAAGACAAGAUAAGUCGUAUGAGUGGGGCAGCAGUAUCCACCCGUGGGCGUUAUAUGAGCCCAGAAGAAAAGGCUAAAGCUGGUCCUGGGGAUCGGCUGCUGUAUUUGCAUGUUCAAGGUCAGACUCGCGAAAUAGUGGACAGAGCUGUUAACCGGAUUAAAGAAAUAAUUACAAAUGGUGUCGUAAAAGCUGCCACAGGUUCAAGUCCCACAUUUAAUGGAGCCACAGUAACAGUGUACCAUCAGCCAGCACCAGUUACCCAGCCCACACCAUCAGGACCUAAACCCUUUCAGUCGGGGAUGCAUUAUGUGCAAGAUAAAGUAUUUGUUGGACUGGAACAUGCAGUGCCUACUUUCAAUGUCAAGGAGAAGGUUGAAGGUCCUAGUAGCUCAUUCUUGCAACACAUUCAGAAUGAGACUGGAGCAAAAGUUUUCUUGAGGGGGAAGGGUUCUGGAUGUAUUGAACCUGCAUCUGGCAGGGAAGCCUUUGAACCAAUGCACAUCUAUAUAAGCCAUCCAAAACCUGAAGGCCUGGCCGCUGCCAAAAAACUUUGUGAGAGUUUGCUGCAGACUGUCCAUGCUGAGUAUGCUAGAUUUGUUAAUCAGUUAAGUACCCCAGUGCCACCUCCAGGUUAUCCACAAACAGCAGUUUUGAAUAGUGUCCUACCGCAAGUGCCAUAUUAUCCUACCAGUGGAUAUCAGUCAAGCUUCCAAGUAGUCCCACCAGUUCAUCAACCAGUUCAACCACAGUAUGGAAUGCCUGGUGCAGUGCCUGCUCCUGUUGUACCAACGCUUGGCGCAGUUAGCGCAGUUUCAGUUACAGUCCCUCCUGUUCCAAUCCAGUACCCAAUACCUCAGGUGCAGCAAGUGGUUACAGCAGAGCAGCCUCCAGUAGUUGGUGUGUAUCCAGCAGUCUCAGUGAAAGCUGACCUUACCACAGUGCUACCACAGCAGCCACAGACUCAGCCACAGAAGAGGCGUUUCACAGAAGAGGUUCCAGAUGAGGCAGAUUCUGGGCUUCUUGGUUACCAGCAUGGACCCAUUCAUAUGACUAAUUUAGGUACAGGCUCCUCCCUGCAGAAUGGAAGUGACACCUUAGGAUCCAACCCAUCUGGUUCCUCCGGCAAGGAAAAGGAGAGGGACAGACAAUUGAUGCCACCACCAUCCUUUCCAGUGAAUGGAGUAAGAUUGGAGUCUGAAGAUAGAAAUGGUUCAGGUUCUUUGCCGGGCAGUGUGGAUCCUCCAUCUAAGAGGCUUAAAACAGGUGAAAAGGGAUUUGGAUUGGUGGCGUACACGGGGGAUUCAUCUGAUGAAGAGGAGGAACAUAUUUCUAAUAAAGCAAACAACAUGCCACAGGGAUGGAGUUCAGGAUACCAGUUCCCACUGUCACAGCAGCGAGUCAAGCAAAUGCCAUUCUGGAUGGCCCCAUAGACUUCCUUGGAGAUGUGCACAAGUAUCCCUUUUGUAGCAAUAAUGCAUGAACAUUAUGUAUUAAAAGAAAAGGAAAACUCUUCAAGAAGGUUGCCUUUUUCCUUCACAGAAGCUACAUGUAAUGUCUCUGGAAAGACUUUUGUCAGUCGUUUUGAGGGCACAUGUAUGACUGCAAGUCACUGUUGCCUUUGUUGCAGAAUUGAUGCAGUUUGAUCACUACGUGACUGCAAUGGAAAUGCUGUUAGUUGGUGCUCAUUUCUCCUUUUUGUCUUAAGCAGGCGUUUGUGUAUGAACACAAGAACACCACACCAAGGCCUUGAUCUCCAUAGACAAGGGUACCUCGGAGCCAGUGUUAAAUAGUUUUAUUGUAGGAUUUAUGGAAAUGCCAGUCUGAAUGUCACAAGUCUUGAGCAGAUGUUUGGCUUUGUUGAUUCCCUUUUCCCAGCAGAACGUCUUGGACCAAAGUGCAAAAACAAAUCUUUUGUCUCUCAUAAAAAGUUGAGAUGGGGGGGCAGUUCUGCAGCUGUUUGUGUAGUUAGCAGGGAAGGCAUUGUUGACUACUACACUUUUUUUUUCCUGAGUGGACAGUAUUAUGCAUACCUUUUUCCUUAUCACAGUAGCCACAUUGUACAUUUGGUUGGCUAAUACAGAUAAAGGGCUUGCCCAGUGGCUCCACUGCACACCUUCCCAGCUACUUAGUGUGUACCUAUGCAACUAGGUUUAACACUGAUGCACAUUUUCACACAUUUGUGCACCUUCUCCUUUCCAGUUCUGAAAAAUUAAUAUAUGGAAAAUCUGUGCAUUUUAAUGUGCUUUUUUAGUCUGUUCCUGCUGGUCACUAUUUUCCCUCAGAUGAAAUUUUCUAUUGAUUUACAUUUGUCAGGAGUGUGAUGGAGUGAGAGUGCAAUAUUUCUUUUUUAAGCCUUGGCACAUUAGCAUAAAGGGCAAGUACUUUUUGGCAUUUAGGUUGUAAAUCUGUUGAGGAAGCAAAUAUAGUCUGUGUCCACAUUGCUAAAUGAAGCCCUUUAACCGAUUUCCUCAGUUUUGGUGAGGAUUGCGGCACACAUUACAUUGUAGUGCAAUGAGGUCCUUUUGGUACAGGUACAUGCUACACAGUCUCUGUGUACACCAAAUUGGUGUAGCUCAUAAGCAACUAGAGAACUAAAUUUGUGUAAAUGGAACUGUGAAUCUGCAGGAUCCAUUGAUAGGAUCCGAGUCUAGUCUAUUUUGAUGGCAUUUUAAGUAUUUUCUGUGGAGAUGCAUUUGCUAGUUUUCUUAUAAGAGUAUCAUAAUUUUCUGCUGUCCCAUCAAGUUCUUAUAGCUUUGGGUUUGCUGUUUUCAGUUUUGCUUGUACAGGCACAGCACAAAGUUGGCAGCAGUUUCCUGCACACUUAUUUCAAGGCUGACAGUACAGUGUUCUUUUGCUCAUCUGUUAUAAAUACAUAUCAACAGAUCUGGUGAAAACAUGAGGAAAGUCCUUCAAAGAAGGAACUGUUUUUGUAUGUGAUAUGCACUUGUAUUCAGUUUUUUUUCUUUCUUUUUUUCAUUAGAAUUGUUCUGAUUGAGAAGAAAAGCUGUGCUUUACAGACAAACUGGCAGUAUUUAAACCAAGUGACUUUUUUACCAUCUUCUAGACUGGCUUUGUACAAAGUGUCAUUUCUCAUUAAAUAUGUAAAUAUUACCUUAGAAUACUUGUAAAUAAAUUAUAUGGCUGGUU